UUUUUGUUGUUGGUGCCAGAGAAAAAAAGCGAAUCCUUGCUCUUGAUAAAUACCAAGUUUGUAGGAAGUGCACCGCUAGUACCACACGCGUAACUGACCGCUUUAAAUGUGUUCCCGACGCAAUGGCAACCGAGUUUCAGUUUUACCUUACUCAUCUGAACAAUUUUUUCAAUACCGCCAUUGAAAACAGCAUGGAUACAGAUGAAGGAGAGUCAUCGAGCAGUGGACCAAUUUCGACACUAAACAGCCUGUUUUCCUUCACGAGUCCGGCAGUAAAGAAACUGCUCGGGUGGAAACAGGGAGACGAGGAAGAGAAAUGGGCAGAAAAAGCGGUGGACAGUCUAGUGAAAAAGUUAAAGAAGAGAAAAGGGGCCAUCGAGGAGCUGGAGAGGGCUUUGAGUUGCCCGGGACAGCCCAGUAAAUGUGUGACUAUACCGAGGAGUCUGGAUGGUAGAUUGCAGGUUUCUCACAGAAAAGGCCUACCGCACGUGAUCUAUUGUCGCGUGUGGCGAUGGCCAGACCUCCAAAGUCACCACGAACUGAAACCCCUGGAACACUGUCAGUAUCCAUUUUCGGCGAAACAAAAGGAGGUCUGCAUCAACCCUUACCAUUACAAACGGGUCGAAAGUCCCGUUUUGCCCCCGGUCUUGGUCCCUAGGCACAACGACUUCGUACCCGGCCACUCUCUCUUACCAUUCCAGCAGCUGGUCGAGCCGAACAUGCCCCAUAACGUCAGUUAUUCCUCGAAUGGUUUUAACGGGGGUCAUAUGAGUCCCAGCUCGCCUAUAUCGAGCGUUUCUAGUCCCGGUAGCGUGAUCUCCAACAAUCCACAAUCGCCUUAUGCGAAUUUAGCGGAGACUCCGCCACCAGCUUACAGUCCCACCGAUGAAAACGCCUCGACCACGAGUACCACAACGACCAACAAUAAUCCGAGUCCGGAACCGCCGUUGAGCGUGACGCAGGACGUGCAUCCGGUACCAUACCAGGAUCAACCGUUUUGGGCUUCGAUCGCUUAUUACGAGUUGAACUGUAGAGUGGGGGAGGUGUUUCAUUGCCAUUCUACGUCGGUGAUUGUGGACGGAUUCACCAAUCCGAGUAAUAAUAGCGAUCGGUUUUGUUUGGGACAGUUAAGCAACGUGAAUAGGAACAGUACCAUCGAGAACACUAGGCGGCACAUUGGCAAAGGAGUGCAUCUAUAUUACGUAAACGGCGAAGUCUACGCGGAAUGUUUAUCAGAUUCGGCGAUUUUCGUGCAGUCUCGAAACUGUAACCACCACCACAACUUCCAUCCCUCGACGGUCUGUAAAAUACCCGCGGGAUGUUCCCUGAGGAUAUUCAAUAAUGCGGAAUUUGCCCAGCUGCUUUCCCAAUGCGUGAAUCACGGAUUCGAGGCGGUUUACGAGCUUACCAAAAUGUGUACCAUUCGGAUGAGUUUUGUUAAGGGAUGGGGUGCAGAAUACCACCGACAAGACGUAACGAGCACCCCCUGCUGGAUCGAGAUCCACCUGCACGGUCCACUUCAAUGGUUGGACAAAGUCUUAACGCAAAUGGGUGCGCCACAUAACGCCAUCAGUUCCGUCUCUUAAAUUGAGUUUUCGCUUUAUUAUUAUAGUGAGUAAAACUACUUAUAAAUAUUUCCCGAUUGCAGAGAAAUUUGUACAUAUUUAUUUUAACUACUUGAUGAAGUGUCGAAAUCGGGGAGGAGGGGUUGAUUUGAGCGGCUCGUGAAAUCGUCCCCUUUCUCUAAACCACGUUGUGCCAUCAGGAUGAUUUUGUGCAAAAAAAGAAAUAAAUAGGAAACAUAAACACUUCCCGAUAAUAUUUAGAAUUUUCUACUGUGGUAUUUACCUUAGAACUUAUAAUUUCUCAUAUGUAUAGUGCAGUCGAUCUGGAUGAAGUAAUACCGAAAUGUUUAGAAAAAUCCAGGCAAUCGUACAGGACCUUAUACUUUUGCCAUAUUUUAAAAGUAAAACUUGGGUCUUAAAGAUACACUUUUCAUUGCCAGGAUUUUUUUUUACUUCUGAAUGAUUGUACUGGCAAUUAUAAGUCGCGUAAUGAUAGUUUUUUUUAUUAUAAUUUUACCAUUUAUUAUUGUAUAUUGUUUUUUUUUUUGUUUGCAUCAUAGUUUAGCACGUAAGUUUUUUUUGACAAGAAAUUUUUUAUGUUACGUUGAAAUAUUUGAAUAAUAUUAUUUAGUAUG
Molecule: messenger RNA, 2200 nt
Organism: Anthonomus grandis grandis
Lineage: Eukaryota; Metazoa; Arthropoda; Insecta; Coleoptera; Curculionidae
Gene: Mad
Product: protein mothers against dpp
Exons: 5
Coding region: 123-1586 (487 amino acids)
Biological process (GO): anatomical structure morphogenesis; BMP signaling pathway; regulation of transcription by RNA polymerase II
Cellular component (GO): heteromeric SMAD protein complex
Molecular function (GO): DNA-binding transcription factor activity, RNA polymerase II-specific; I-SMAD binding; RNA polymerase II cis-regulatory region sequence-specific DNA binding
Source: RefSeq, a predicted model, not a curated record